Nematolebias whitei (Rio pearlfish) is the source of this 2084-nucleotide messenger RNA. RefSeq names its product E3 ubiquitin-protein ligase rnf146. Gene Ontology annotation, biological process: Wnt signaling pathway; ubiquitin-dependent protein catabolic process. Gene Ontology annotation, cellular component: nucleus; cytoplasm. The transcript is spliced from 3 exons. The record is from RefSeq and is a predicted model, not a curated record. NCBI's taxonomy places the organism in Eukaryota, Metazoa, Chordata, Actinopteri, Cyprinodontiformes, Rivulidae. The coding region runs from base 190 to 1248 and encodes 352 amino acids. Gene Ontology annotation, molecular function: zinc ion binding; poly-ADP-D-ribose binding; ubiquitin protein ligase activity.
GUUACUGGUCGGCAUAUAUUUCAUAAGAAGGUUAAGUCAUAUCAUCUGGACCAGUUAUAUUUUAUAAUUAUCAGAUAUGACCGCGGCAGUAUAAAUAUCAGCACCUCAGGACGCUGUUCAGGGUAAAAAGUGGAACAAAGGACAUCCUGCAGCACAAAGACAAAUCACCCACGGGACUUGCGUAGGAACAUGGCUGGCUUUGGAGAAGUGGACUUGUCGGUGAAUGCCCCAGCUCUCUCCAAGCUGAAAGAGCAAGUGGGAGAGGCCUCCGCCCCCGCCACUCCAGAGUGUGCCAUCUGCCUGCAGAGCUGCGUCCACCCCGUCUGUCUCCCCUGCUCCCACGUCUUCUGCUUCCUGUGUGUGAAAGGUGCCUCCUGGCACAGCAAGCGCUGCGCUCUCUGCCGACAGGAAAUCCCAGAGGACUUCUUGGAGCGUCCAGUUCUGCUCUCUCCAGAAGAGCUAAAAGCUGCGGCUUCAGGACUGAGCCGGAGUGGGGGUGGGUCCCAUGGGGACUACGCCUGGUACUAUGAAGGGCGAAACGGCUGGUGGCAGUAUGAUGAGAGGACCAGUCGAGAGCUGGAGGAGGCUUUUGUAAAGGGCAGGAAGAGCACAGAGAUGCUGAUUGCAGGGUUCCUUUAUGUGGCAGAUCUGGAAAAUAUGGUACAGUACCGCCGGAACGAGCAUGGCCGCAGACGCAAGAUGAAGAGGGACGUCGUAGAUAUUCCUAAGAAAGGAGUGGCAGGGUUGAGGUUAGAGCCUGAAUCUGCCUCCGUUCCUGCUGAUCCAGCUGCUGUGUCAGCAUCAACAGAACGUGUGAGCUCAGCUGAUGGGUCAGACUCUACAGACCAGACGCAGUCUUCAUCCUUUGGGAUCAUGCUGUCGCUGCCCCCUGUUAGACCUCAAACACUCCUGGGCCGCCAUCCUAACAGCCCUCUUUCUCCUUCACCCUCAGCCCUGGAACAGUCUUUUUCUCAGCUUCUAAUCAGCCAGCCAGAGGAGGAUGAAGAGGUUGAGGAUGACGAGGUAGAGGACGAGGCGUACGAGUUUGCAUCUGGAAGCAGUGAGAGCGAAGAAGAGGAGGAGUGUGACCAAAGGAGAGAAGAAUCCGUAGCACAAAGAAGACUCGGGCAAAGACAACUAAGAGAGAGCCAGCCAACCCGAAUUCCCCCGAGAGGCAUGCCAUCCACCUCUGUCCUCAGUCUCCGGUCUCGUAGUCCGGAUGGACAGUGCACUGUGACAGAAGUGUGACAGGAGACCGAAGACUCUUCUGGAGCUUUUAUCAGUUCAGCAAAAAAGUUUAGAAACCAACCUGCAUUGUUUUGGUCCCAUGAAAGGAAAAGUACCUCUUGAUUUUUAUUCAUCUAACCAGAUAAUGUGCCAUUUUUUUUUUUGUCCUUUUGUCUAUUUUUUUCCCAUCAAAUUGGAAGUAGUUUAAUCAAAGAUCUUGGUCCAUUUGAAUGUCCUUGUUUUCUAGAUGAUCGACCAGCUCUGUUCACUAAAACGACACCUUCAAAGCCAGUUUGCAGGAUGCAACUUUGUUGUUGUUAGUUUCUGCUCUGCUGACAAAAAUAAACUCCUGCAAGGUUCUGCAGUAAACUCGCUCAGUUCUGUCCUCAAACAGAGGUAGGAAAAAUCCACCACUCAAGGGGCUCUAAACAUGUUUGAAAUGAUUUUUAAUGCACUUGUCUAAACUGUUUUCACACAUUUAUUAUUCUGGUAGUGCUUCUCGCAGUAGCAACAACUGUUUAGUUUCUUUGUUCCCCACGAGUUGUGCUGUGCAGCUCGUGAACAAUCCUGGACCAGCCGUGUGGUUUUAGCUAAAGAAGUUUACUGAAGGAAGGCAGUGACGCGUCUCGAAUAUUUUCAUAAUGUUCAAGGUAAAAUUUGCAUUUGCUUCUUUAAAAAAUUGGAACAUCGGUGACUUUACAAAGUGCACAAAAGAACCUGCUACAGUUUCCUGUUGGCAUUUUCUAGACAGCAAGUGGCAUAAUGUAAAUAAAACUUGAAUUUCUUUUUAAAUUAUUCUUUUGGUAGGUGGACUAAAAUGUCUUUAGUGACAGCGGUGACUCGUCUGGGCAUUGUGA